AUGCUCGAAGCUGGUGCUGACUGGGCUAAUCUGAUGGCUUACGACCUGUACGGUGUUUGGGAUGGAAAUGACCCAUAUAUUAGAAGUGUGGUCGGCUCGCACACUAACUUGACGGAAAUUAAAACCUCACUCGACCUUCUCUGGCGGGCUGAAGUCGAUCCCUUGUAG
Penicillium verhagenii is the source of this 168-nucleotide messenger RNA. Its product is annotated as bacteriodes thetaiotaomicron symbiotic chitinase. The coding region runs from base 1 to 168 and encodes 55 amino acids. The record is from RefSeq and is a predicted model, not a curated record. The transcript is spliced from 2 exons. NCBI's taxonomy places the organism in Eukaryota, Fungi, Ascomycota, Eurotiomycetes, Eurotiales, Aspergillaceae.